Messenger RNA from Trichogramma pretiosum, 3499 nucleotides. RefSeq names its product potassium/sodium hyperpolarization-activated cyclic nucleotide-gated channel 1-like. Gene Ontology annotation, cellular component: plasma membrane; intracellular cyclic nucleotide activated cation channel complex. Gene Ontology annotation, molecular function: cGMP binding; intracellularly cGMP-activated cation channel activity; protein-containing complex binding. The record is from RefSeq and is a predicted model, not a curated record. Gene Ontology annotation, biological process: monoatomic cation transmembrane transport. Lineage: Eukaryota; Metazoa; Arthropoda; Insecta; Hymenoptera; Trichogrammatidae. Bases 1 to 2979 code for a protein of 992 amino acids. The transcript has 14 exons.
AUGAAGCAAAAUAAAGCAAAAAUCACCGAUGAACAAGAGCGCAUCGUGACAGCGGGCGGCAGCAUCGUGACGUCGGGCGAGCUGCGCGAGCGACAUCGCCAGACGACGGCGACGCGCAGCGGCAGCUGCGCCAGCGGACGUCUGAUCGACGACGACCUCGACGACCUCGACGAGACCCGCAGCGGCGGCGGUGUAUUCUCCUCGCGCCAGAGCUUCAUCGAUCUCGUCAGCAGCAAGAUCAUCUCCAACACUCGCACGCCCACGCACUUUUACCAUCAUCAGCCCCAGCUGCAGGGCGGCGUCGGCGAGCAGCAGUACUUCAGUACGUCGCGCGACUCACUGCACCAUCAGCAGGCCUACGUGAAUCGGGGCGCGAGCGAGCUCGACCUCAGCAGUCGCGGCGGCGGCGGCAAGGACAAGGCGGCCCGCCAGCUCGGCAUCAAGGACUCGCGUGUGGCCGCGGCGUCUUCUAAGGCCGCUGCGGCGGCGGCCCGCUCGAAUUUCAAGCUGGCCAACUGCAACACCGGCAUGCAGACCAACAACUGCGUGCUGAACUCGAGCGGCGCGAUGAUGAACACGGCGACGACGACGACCACGAUGACGACGAUACCGUCGCGCGAGAUGACCCCGUCGCAUCUGUCCGUCACGCCGUCGUCCAUCAAUCAUCUGGUGGGCAACAGCGCCUGCAACGGCACCGAGACCCGCUACUCGUAUCAGCAGCAGCAGCAGCAGCGCGGCAGCCGCGGCUAUCCGGGCCAGUCGGGCCAGCGGGGCUUUCGCACGGGCGCGCCCAACUGGUCGUUCGUGUUCGACCCGGCGGGCCGGCUGUGCUACUACUGGUCCAUGGUCGUGUCGCUGGCCUUCCUCUACAACUUCUGGGUCAUCAUCUACCGGUUCGCCUUUCAAGAGAUCAACGGCGAAACGAUAGUCGUGUGGUUCUGCCUGGACUACCUGUCGGACUUUCUCUACGUGGCCGACAUAGUCUUUCACUUUCGCACGGGCUACCUCGAGGACGGCGUGCUGCAGACGGACGCGACCAAGCUCAGCCAGCACUACAUGAACAGCACGACCUUUUACAUUGACUGCUUGUGCCUGCUGCCGCUCGACUUUUUGUACUUAUCGAUAGGAUUUAACAGUAUACUCAGGAGCUUUAGACUCGUUAAGAUUUACCGAUUUUGGGCGUUCAUGGACAGGACCGAGCGACACACGAAUUAUCCGAAUCUGUUUCGCUCGACCUCGCUGAUCCAUUACUUACUGGUGAUCUUUCACUGGAACGGGUGCCUCUAUCACAUUAUUUAUAAGAAUAACGGUUUCGGGAGCAAGGACUGGGUGUUCGCCGACUCCGAGACGGCCGACGUCGUCAAGCAGUACCUGCAGAGCUACUACUGGUGCACGCUGGCCCUGACGACCAUCGGCGAUCUGCCCAGGCCGAGGACUAAGGGCGAGUAUCUGUUCGUGAUAGCGCAGCUGCUGUUCGGCCUGCUGCUGUUCGCCACUGUGCUCGGCCACGUGGCCAAUAUCGUCACGUCGGUGAGCGCUGCCAGAAAGGAGUUUCAGGCCAAACUCGACGGCGUCAAGACCUACAUGAGAAUGAGGCGCGUGCCGAAUCAUCUGCAAGUCAAGGUCAUCAAGUGGUUCGAUUAUCUCUGGCUGACGCAAAAGUGCUCGGACGAGGAGAAAGCCGUCAGCUGUUUGCCAGACAAACUGAAAGCGGAAAUAGCGAUAAACGUACACUUGGACACGCUCAAGAGGGUCGAGAUAUUCCAGAACACGGAGGCUGGUUUUCUGUGCGAGCUGGUAUUGAGGCUGCGCCCAGUGCUCUUUUCACCUGGCGACUACAUAUGCCGGAAAGGCGAAGUCGGCAAGGAGAUGUACAUAGUGAAUCGCGGCAGGCUGCAGGUGGUCGCCGACAACGGCAAGACCGUGCUCGCGACCCUCAAGGCCGGCUCGUACUUCGGCGAGAUCAGCAUACUCAAUAUGGGGACUGCAGGUAAAGAGUGCGGUAACCGGAGAACAGCCAGCGUCAGGUCGGUCGGCUACUCCGAUCUCUUCGUGCUGAGCAAGAAGGACAUGUGGGACGUGCUGAAGGAGUAUCCGGCCGCGCGGGUCCGACUCGAGGCGAUAGCCGUGAAGAGGCUCGAAAAGUACAAGAGGGCACCGCUGGAGAAGGCGGCGAUGGGCAGAUGCAUGAGCACACCUGGACUGGUAGAGUCGCGCGGCCGCAUACCGCUCGAGGAGAUGAUGGUGUCGACCCUCGACGUGCACGCCACCGGCGUCGGCGGCGGACCUCCUCUCUCCGCCUCGUCGGCCUUCUCGCCGAAUCCCAGUCCGCUGGGCUCGAGAUCGGUGGGCCACCAGCCACUGCUGUCCUCGGUUCAGCAUCAGCCCAGCCUGCUGCGCAACAACCUGACGACGACGACGACGACGAUGACGACGCCGGCUCACCACGUGACGCUGACAGACACGCCGAGAUCGGUUGCGGCGAUGGCAGGGGGUCAUCACGGAACCGGCGGUGGUGGUGGUGGCUUGAGAAACGCCGCCGGCGUUUUAGGCGACAGUCCGACCAGUCCUGCGAGUAGCGUGCACAGUAGCGAGGAUCCGAAUCAUAGAUUACAGCAGGCAGCCGCCGCCUCGACCGCUCGACACUCGGGCAUCGCUUACAACAGCACGACGCAGCUUCUGAGCAGCGCGUCGGUGGCCGAGGGAGGCACCACUCCCGUCCAGCAACAGCAGCAACAACAGCAGCAACUGUCUCAAGCCGCGGGCGCCUACGGUGCCGAGCCUCUGCUCGCCGAGAUCAAGCGUCUGCGCGACCGUCUGGUCUGUCUCGAGGCCGAGAACGCCUCGAUGAGCCUCAAGCUCAAUCAGAAGCAGUACGAGGUCGAGAGCCGCCUGGCCGAGAUCGAGAUGCAGAUCUGCGGCGGCAGCUCGACCUCCAGCAUCGAGGACAACGAGCGCAAUCGCGAGAGCAUCAUUUAACGAGAGACCGGGCCGCGUGCGGAGGAGCGCGGCGCCUGCAGCAACAACGACAACGGCAACGGCAACAACCUGGUGGCGGCGACGGCCCGGGGUCAGGCGCGGCUCGACCGUAUACGGCGAUACCUGCACGACCAGACGAAAGAAGAGCAGAGUAAACGCGAAUCAUUGGCGCACGCAGCGGACGCCGACAGCAAGUCGAUCGGCAGCCUCAGCCAGAGGCUCUUCGACAGCGACGACGACGACGAGGACGAGUGUCCGACCAACGAGGCGCUGCUUCUCGGCCUGUACGAUCAUCAUCAUCAUCAUCCUCAUCAUCGUCGAGAGUCCAGUGCGUUGUUGGGCAGCAAAGCCAAUCUACUGCUGUGCAGCGAGUGCGACGUUCCAGGAGCGACGAAGACGACUACGACGACGACCAAUAAGCCCGGACUGCUGAUGACGCCCGGCCGUUAUCACAUCGACAAGCAGCAGCAGCAGCGCUACCAGGCCGGCGGUCGGAAGCGCCGAUUGCAAGACCUGCACA